UUUUUGCUUUGUCAUUCUGACUCUGGCAGUUUGCCCGCCCCCCUCAGAGCAGGGCGUGGCUUCUCGUAGUCAUUAGGAACCAGCAACCCUUUCACCUCGGUUUCCUUCAGUCGGGCAUUUGCAGCGGAGCAAAACGUGGAGGGACCCCUGCAGAUCCUGAUGGCUUCAUCAUUCUCCCAUUCAUAAGACCGCCAGGGCCUGGAAGCAGCGCUCUCGGAAUUGACCGCGGAGACCGACGUGCCGAUUGUGUUUGUGAAACAGAGAAAGAUAGGCGGCCAUGGCUCAAUCUUGAAGGCUUACCAGGAGGGCAGACUUCAAAAGCUACUAAAAAUGAAUGGCUCUGAGGAUCUUCCUGAGUCCUAUGACUAUGACCUUGUCAUCAUUGGAGGUGGCUCAGGAGGACUGGCAGCUGCUAAGGAGGCAGCCAAAUAUGGCAAGAAGGUGAUGGUCCUGGAUUUUGUCACUCCCACCCCUCUUGGAACUAGAUGGGGUCUUGGAGGAACAUGCGUGAAUGUGGGCUGCAUACCUAAAAAACUGAUGCACCAAGCAGCUUUGUUAGGGCAAGCCUUACGAGACUCACGAAACUACGGAUGGAAAGUCGAGGAGACGGUUAAACAUGAUUGGGAAAAAAUGACAGAAGCUGUGCAGAAUCACAUUGGCUCUCUGAACUGGGGCUACCGAGUUGCUCUGCGGGAGAAAAAGGUGGUCUAUGAGAAUGCCUAUGGGCAAUUUAUUGGUCCUCAUAGGAUUAAGGCAACAAAUAAUAAAGGCAAAGAAAAAAUUUAUUCAGCAGAGAGAUUUCUCAUUGCCACCGGUGAAAGGCCACGUUACUUGGGCAUUCCUGGCGACAAAGAAUACUGCAUCAGCAGUGAUGAUCUUUUCUCCUUACCUUACUGCCCGGGUAAGACCCUGGUGGUUGGAGCAUCCUAUGUGGCUUUGGAAUGUGCUGGAUUUCUUGCUGGUAUUGGUUUAGAUGUCACUGUUAUGGUACGGUCCAUUCUUCUUAGAGGAUUUGACCAGGACAUGGCCAACAAAAUUGGUGAACACAUGGAAGAACAUGGUAUCAAGUUUAUAAAACAAUUUGUACCAAUCAAGGUUGAACAAAUUGAAGCGGGGAUGCCAGGCCAACUCAGGGUGGUAGCCCAGUCCACCAAUAGUGAGGAAACCAUCGAAGGAGAAUAUAAUACGGUGUUGCUGGCAAUAGGAAGAGAUCCUUGCACAAGAAAAAUUGGCUUAGAAACUGUGGGAGUGAAGAUAAAUGAAAAGACUGGAAAAAUACCUGUCACAGAUGAAGAGCAGACCAAUGUGCCUUAUAUCUAUGCCAUUGGCGAUGUAUUGGAGGAUAAGCUGGAGCUCACCCCAGUAGCAAUCCAGGCAGGAAGAUUGCUGGCUCAGAGGCUUUAUGCAGGUUCCACUGUCAAGUGUGACUAUGAAAAUGUUCCAACAACUGUAUUUACUCCUCUGGAAUAUGGUGCUUGUGGCCUUUCUGAGGAGAAAGCUGUGGAGAAAUUUGGGGAAGAAAAUAUUGAGGUUUACCAUAGUUACUUUUGGCCAUUGGAAUGGACAGUUCCAUCAAGAGAUAACAACAAAUGUUAUGCAAAAAUAGUCUGUAAUACUAAAGACAAUGAACGUGUUGUGGGAUUUCACGUACUGGGUCCAAAUGCUGGAGAAGUUACACAAGGCUUUGCAGCUGCACUCAAAUGUGGACUGACCAAAAAACAGCUGGAUAACACAAUAGGAAUCCACCCUGUCUGUGCAGAGGUCUUCACAACACUGUCCGUGACCAAGCGCUCUGGGGAAAGCAUCCUCCAGGCUGGCUGCUGAGGUUAAACCCCAGUGUAGAUGCUGUUGCCAAGACUCCAAACCACUCAUAUGUUUCCUUGCCCAAUCCAAGGCAAAGUUUUCAGGAAGGUUCUUGGGCUCCUGGCACCUGUGUCUUAUGCCUGCCACCACCCAAGGCCCCCUUGGAUCUCAUGGCUAGGAUCAGUGAGUGGAAGGCAGGCAGCAUCACGCUGGGGUCACUCUGACGGACUGGGAACUGACAUCAGGCAGUGCAUCGAAAGGAUGCGUCCAUGAAGUCACCAGCCUCAAGCCGUGUGGUGGGCAGUGAUGGAAUAACUGUCGAAUCAGUUUUAGCAUGGCCUCUCCUUUGUUGGUUUUCUUAUUCCCAUUGUCAAGUUUUCUAAUGUUGAUUUUUUUUUUCUUUUUUCUCCAUGAUGUUAAUGAUAUUAGAGAUGAAAAAUGUUAGCACUUGAUUUUUAUCCAAAAGCAGGUCAUGGCUGGAGUAUACAGAUAAGGUGUCUUGUAGCAUGGAAGGGACGAGUUGGCUCACUUGGAGGCUCCGUAGGCUUGUCCCGUCAAAGAGAACUGUCUUAUGACGAAGAUGGACUGUUCUACUUUACUGACCUGUUCAACAGUUUCUCCUCUGAAAAAUUAUAUGCCCAAAACAAGCAAAUCUGUGAUUGACUCUGGCCAAAUUUGCCCCCAUGUGCUACAUCACUGAUUAAUUUAAGGUCUGUUUAGGAAGGGAAGUGGCUACUUGGCCAGACUGUUUGCAGUCAUAUUCCACUGCACGGGCUGUGUUAGUAAUGUAUGUUUCCCACCAUUGUUCAUCACGGACACAGACGUACACUUCAAAGUGGAGGAAAAACAGUAAAUGUCUUACUCUAUUUAGUUUAUUAUGUGUUGGUCUAAGUGAGCUGAGAUCGUUAGCAAUGGAAAACACAUAACUUGUUUAAAACACUUUUGUCUAGCUUUAUGCUAAAAACACAAAAUAUCACAGCUUUAUUUUGUGUGUGUUAGGGAUCUAGCCCUUCCUAAGAAUUACCUUCAUAGGAAAAUAGGCCUUUUCAUACUCGUGAUUUAAAUCUUUUGUGGUAAUUGCUUUUUAAAGGAAGCUAUUAAUAUCAUAAGUUAUUAUUAUUGAACACAGGUAGAUGUGAAGGAUUUUCAUUUAAAAACCAAGUGGUUUUGACUUUUUCUGUUGAAUGAACGACCAUACCUGCUAAAGUGUUUGCAGAAGUAUUUAUGCUCUGUUAGUACUCCAACUUGUAUUAUUAUAAAGACAAUUAGGUCUUCAGUUAUGUAUUUCUAUGUAAAUGUACUGGCUAAGGAUUAUAAGUUGAGUUUUGAACAUAUGCUGUGGAUAUCAGGCCUCCUGCCAGCAGUUCUUAUAGCCCCUUUUCUGUUCCCUUCCCUCCACCUGUAUUUCUCAGCUACAGCACUGACUGGUUGUUUCAAAGUGUAUUUCUGGGCCACCUCAGGGAACCCAUGUGUCUGUCUGGCAUCUAGUCAGCAAGACACCUGGCCUUGUCCCACAGGGCUCUGUCUCUUAUCCUUAUCCCUUCUGGUUAUAUGAAGGAAAUGGGAAAAGGGAAAGGGGAGAGGGGAAUUGAGGCAGUUGACUUGUUUUAUUUAUUUAUUUUUUAUUUGUUUUUCUCCAAGUUUGCCAAUCUCUGAAAUUAGAACAAUAGGCAGUAUGAGAUAAUUGUGCCUGAUCAUGUUGUGGUUCUCUCUUAGUGGAAUGGGAUGUUCUGUCCCCAUAAGAAGGAUUAUACUUUAUAGACUUGUCUUGUUUAGGUUCUGUAAUUGCCCAGUGUAUUGAAACACAUACUAAAUUCCAUGUAUUUUUGUCACAAAUCUUCUGGGAGAAAAUGUGAAACAUUAAAAGGUAUUAAUAUCCA
This is a messenger RNA of Lemur catta (Ring-tailed lemur), 3683 nucleotides long. It is a transcript of the gene TXNRD1, whose product is annotated as thioredoxin reductase 1. Gene Ontology annotation, cellular component: mitochondrion; cytosol. The coding region runs from base 331 to 1824 and encodes 497 amino acids. Gene Ontology annotation, biological process: cell redox homeostasis; cellular response to oxidative stress; glutathione metabolic process. NCBI's taxonomy places the organism in Eukaryota, Metazoa, Chordata, Mammalia, Primates, Lemuridae. The transcript has 15 exons. The record is from RefSeq and is a predicted model, not a curated record. Gene Ontology annotation, molecular function: flavin adenine dinucleotide binding; thioredoxin-disulfide reductase (NADPH) activity; glutathione-disulfide reductase (NADPH) activity.